AUGCAUGGCUUACGAGUUGCCUUCGCAUUGGCCGCAUGGCUCUCCACUUCCGUGGCCCGUUCGCUCAUCGCACCUGAUGCUGGUUACUCUCUCAUUGAUGGAUUGACUCAAGCCGGCUACAAGACCGCAUACCUGAUCGACACCAAGAACUACACCGCCCUCGGAGAGACCAUGACAAAGGACGUCCAGUAUGAUAGUUCAAGCCUUGGUGUAUAUGGUGGCAAGGCUGUGGGCCUGGAUCAAGUCAAGAAGGCGCUUCAAGAAGCUAUCGGGCAMUCCAAAGUCGAGCACCUGGUGACCAAUCUCUACCUCAAGGAACUGAUGUCCCCAACGAAAGCGCGAGUCAUUACCUACAUCACUUACUCGCACUGGGAUGAGACAAGCCUAGACGACAUCAAGAAGACUUACCGGAUAUUUUAUAAGUGCGACGAUGUAUGGGUUUGGGAGGACAGCCGUUGGAAGAUGAGUACCAGUUACGUCACCAACAUGGGUCCCAAGCCAGAGAUGCCGUACUUUGGCAAGUAG
Molecule: messenger RNA, 525 nt
Organism: Ramularia collo-cygni
Lineage: Eukaryota; Fungi; Ascomycota; Dothideomycetes; Mycosphaerellales; Mycosphaerellaceae
Exons: 2
Coding region: 1-525 (174 amino acids)
Source: RefSeq, a predicted model, not a curated record